This is a messenger RNA of Drosophila bipectinata, 1483 nucleotides long. RefSeq lists its product as uncharacterized. The record is from RefSeq and is a predicted model, not a curated record. Gene Ontology annotation, biological process: SCF-dependent proteasomal ubiquitin-dependent protein catabolic process. Lineage: Eukaryota; Metazoa; Arthropoda; Insecta; Diptera; Drosophilidae. Gene Ontology annotation, cellular component: SCF ubiquitin ligase complex.
UUUCCUAAAAAACACUGAACCGAUCCACAUGUCAAAAAUGUAAGAAUUGAAAUUUUCAGUACAAGUACACAAAGUGAAAGAAUGCCUAAAACCAAAUCGACCCUGAAAUCAGGGACCCCAAGAAGAGCUCUUCCGCGACCUAUAAGGUUAGCUCGAUCACCACCGUUUCCACUGCCGAUGCCGAUUACAUUUACCACGAAGUUGAUGGACAUGCCCGAGGACAUAAUCCUCCGGCUGUACGACUUUCUGCCCUCCCUGGCGGAUAAGGUGCGUCUGGCCUGUGUGUCGUCCAAAUUCCAUGGCGCCUUCGCAUGCUGGUCCCGCACUCAGCGCCACAGCCUGGACGUGGAGCAGCUGGAGCCGAUGAGUCUGAGGGAACUCAUUUGUUUCUUCAGGGUUACUGGGCCCUAUAUUCGCAUUCUUCACGUGGACUGUGCCGCCUUCCAAAAGGAAUCCCUGUUGGUGGAGUUCAUUUCAGAGUUUUGUCCUAACCUCGAGGAGAUCUUCUACACAAACGUCACCGAUGAGUUCCACUAUCGCACUAUUAUGUCAAAAAUGACGCGUCUCAAGAAGGUCUCCAUCGAUUGCAUGGACGCCGAGGAUGUCCUCAACUUUGACUUGGAGAAGAACCAGAAUCUGGAGCAUUUUGAGCUGGUGAACGGUUGCUAUACUGGAAAACAUCUAUGCGGCUUUCCCAACCUUAAAACUCUGGUCCUUCGAGACUGCCUUCUGUGGAAUUCGGGAGAGUUUGGAAUACCUCUGAAAACAUUAAAGGUCUUGAACCUGGACGACUGCUGCUUCGAGGUGAUGAACCAGAGCUUGUACCAGAAGAUCGCCGAGUGCAGCUUGGAGCUGGAGGAGCUUUCCUUUUCCGGUUGCGAUACCAACUUCGAGGUUAUAGCCGCUUUGCCGAACCUUCGGAAGUGUACACUGAAAACCUGGAUGACUUCCAACGAGCUGAACAUCGGAUUUCUAACCGUUCUCUCCGAGAACAAAGGCAGCCAGCUGACCCACUUGCAUUUGUCUGGACAGUUCCAGAUCUCCAAUGAGCACGCCCGGUGCCUGGGACAGUUGAGUUCGCUCAAGGAUCUGCGGUGGUCCAACAACGAUGUCCUCGAGGACGAUCACUUCAAGUUCUUCAACGAUCUUAGCCAGCUGGAAGCUUUUGGCCUGACAUGGUGUGGCCGGGUAAUGGACUUGGGGAUGAUGCGUCUCAUCCGCAAGUGUCUCCAACUGAAGGUCAUUGAUUUGAGUGACUGCGAGGAGAUCACCGAUGAGUUUAUCCUGAAUGCCAUUGCAUAUUGUGCCAAGGGUGCGGGUCGCAAGUUGGUGAUUAAUGCCAAAGGCACCAGGAUCACAAACUCUGUCCUAGAACACGCUGAUUACCUCUCACCCACGAACAAUGUUAAGUUAAAUAUUCUUCCAGAUUUUUGAAAAUAUGAUUUAUUUCAAUUAAAGCCAUACAUAUACAGAAAAGAUAGAA